Messenger RNA from Erigeron canadensis, 1095 nucleotides. Its product is annotated as 1-aminocyclopropane-1-carboxylate oxidase homolog 3-like. The transcript has 3 exons. The record is from RefSeq and is a predicted model, not a curated record. Bases 1 to 1095 code for a protein of 364 amino acids. Lineage: Eukaryota; Viridiplantae; Streptophyta; Magnoliopsida; Asterales; Asteraceae.
AUGGCCUCAAUUACAACAGAGGGUAACUAUGAUCGUAUAAUAGAAGUAAAACAAUUUGAUGAAUCAAAAAUCGGUGUAAAAGGAUUAGUAGAUUCGGGUGUUAAAACUAUCCCACGCUUCUUCCAUCAACCACCAGAGAAUCUCCCUGGUCCAAAUCUUAAGGACCGACCCUUGAUGACCAUACCAGUCAUCGACUUGUCUAGAGAAAGGUCAACUGUCGUUGAAGAAGUAAAGCGAUACUCUUCCUCACUCGGGUUUUUUCAGGUCAUUAAUCACAGUGUUCCAUUACCAGUUAUUGAUAAUGUGGUUAAUGAUAUGAAGAAGUUUUAUGAGCAACCUAUGGAGUAUAAAAUGCAAUAUUACCAUAGAGAUGCACAGAAGAAAGGAGCAGCAUAUUAUACCAAUUUUGAUUUGUAUCAGUCUCAAGGUGCGAGCUGGAGGGACACAUUUCAGGUGAGAUUGUCACCCACAGAGCCAGAAUGGGAUGCAGUUCCUGGGAUGUGUAAGGCACCACUGCUGGAUUGGGACAAGGCAGUUGUGGGAUUAGCAAAACAGCUGAUGUCAAUUUUAUCUGAAGGUUUAGGAUUAAAGAGUGACAAGUUGAAUGAGAUGUUGUGUUACGAGCACAGGUUAUGUGCAUCCCAUUAUUAUCCCCCGUGUCCGGAGCCAGAGCUCACAAUAGGUAUAGGUUCACACACAGACCCAUGUGUGAUAACAUUGCUGGUGCAGAAUGAGAUUGGCAAUUUAUUGCAAGUCAAGUGCGGUGAAGAUUGGGCUUAUGUUGAGGCAGUUCCUGGUGCCAUUGUCAUCAACAUAGGUGACCUGCUUCAGGUAUUAUCUAAUGAUGAAUACAAAAGUGUGGAGCAUAGAGUAUUGGCAAACCCUACUGAUGGUGCACGUGUUUCUGUUGCUACUUUUUUCAAUCCAACCAACGUACAGAUGAUACUAGGACCAUUCCCGGAGCUAAUAUCUGCGGAGACACCGGCAGCUUUCAAGGAAUUUUUGUUUGCAGACUACCUCGGAAGGUUUUACACAAGGGAGCUUGAUGGAAAGACAUUAGUCAAUUUCUACAGAGCUGAUAACACGAAAACUUGA